This is a messenger RNA of Recurvomyces mirabilis, 567 nucleotides long. RefSeq lists its product as uncharacterized. Bases 1 to 567 code for a protein of 188 amino acids. Lineage: Eukaryota; Fungi; Ascomycota; Dothideomycetes; Mycosphaerellales; Teratosphaeriaceae. The record is from RefSeq and is a predicted model, not a curated record. The transcript has a single exon.
AUGAAGAUGCAUUCUGCCUCUGUCUCGCCACUGCUGGCACUCCCCAUCGAACUCCAACUCACCAUCUACGAACUCGCCGUCGCAUCUCCAGAACCACUACUAUUGAACUGCGCCUGCAACAGUUCCUACCGCAACAACUUUAAGGAACUCAAAAAAGACACCGAAGCCUGGAAGAAUGGCACCAAACACGCCCCUCACGAACCCGGCCUCAUGAAGACGAACCGCCAGAUCAGGAACCUCACCCUCCCCAUCUUCUACGGCCAAAACACCUUCCGGAUGCACUACUGCAGCGGCACCGACGACCUCCCUGCCCUUGAAUGGCUCGCAAAUAUAGGCGAGACGAAACGGCGGAUGCUGUUGUUGUUCUUCCUGUACGAUCGUAAUGUCGGAUACGAUGGGAUGAGUCCACGGCAUAUUCUCCAAAUCAAUCUGAAACUGAGGGCCAAGUACGAUGUCACCAUCGAGCCCGUGAUGGCGAGGCUGUGUGUUUGUUGGCAUGUUAGUUUCCACGGCAUUGAGGCGCUGGAAAGGGUUGGAGGGUUGGAGGGGCCUGUGGGAAGGAGGUAA